AUGUUUAUUUACAUUUUGUUUUUAAUAUGGUUGUUUGCACGUGUGAAUGUUACCAAAAUUAAUUUAUUUAUUGUGGUAUUUUAUCCCUAUAAAAGAUAAUGAAAUUCGCUUACAAGUUUUGUAAUCUGUUUGGGACUGUGUACCGGAAGGGCAAUCUCCUCUUCACUCCAGAUGGGAACUCGGUCAUCAGUCCUGUGGGGAACAGAAUUGCAAUUUAUGAUUUAAAGAACAACAAAUCUUCAACUCUCCCGGUUGAAGGCCGUUUUAAUUACACGACCCUUGAUUUAUCACCAAAUGGCUGCACCCUUAUUGCAGUCAAUGAAGAGGGUGAAGCCCAUUUGAUCAGCAUGGUGAGUCAGAGGAUAAUCCACAAGUACCGUUUCAAGCGUCAUGUUUCAUGCCUGCGUUUUAGUCCAGAUGGCAAGCACUUUGCAGCAUGCAAGGAUAACAGUGUUUUUGUCUUCAAGGCUCCAGGACCCCACAGUGGGGAAUUCAACCCAUUUAUAAUGGAACGAGUUUUCCAUGGGGCAUUUGAUGAAAUAACUUGCAUGGAUUGGUCUUCAGAUUCAAGGGUCCUGGCGGUUGGCUCAAAGGAUAUGAGCACGAAGCUCUACAGCCUUGAGAAGCUUGCCAACUUCAAGGUAUAUUCUUUGGGAAGCCAUACAGACUGCAUAGUGGCCUGCUUCUUUGAGAAGGGAUCCCUAGAUCUCACAACAUUGAGCCGCAAUGGACAGGUGUGCGUGUGGGAGUGCAGUAUUGACAUGGAUUCACUCCAGCCAUGGGAGCCACCUGUCAAGAAGAAGCGUGAGGAGACCCAUAGUGACAGUGAAGAUGAUAUAGACACCUCCAAAGCUGAGGAAAACCAUGCAGUAGAAGAGGUAGCUGCAGCAGAGUCAACAAACAGUGACAAACUGUUCUACAGGCGCCUUGCACGACACUACUUAUGUGACCUCAUGAAAGAGGAGCGUGAGGUCAAGCUGACCUGUGCUGCGUACCACAAGGAGACACACAUCCUCAUCACUGGCUUCUCUAAUGGAUCAUUCCUUGUGCACGAGCUUCCAGAGGUCAAUCACAUUCACUCACUGAGUAUCUCGGACCAGUGCAUUUCAUCCAUAGCACUUAACAAUACCGGAGACUGGGUUGCUCUGGGGUGUGUUGGUCUGGGGCAGUUGCUGGUAUGGGAGUGGCAGAGUGAAACAUACAUCAUGAAACAGCAGGGCCACUUCAACAAUAUGACAUCCUUUGCUUACUCCUCAGAUGGACAGUAUAUAGUCACUGGAGGGGAGGACGGCAAGGUGAAGCUUUGGAAUACUAGCACAGGGUUCUGCUUUGUGACAUUUCAUGAGCACACGUCAAGCAUCUCUGGUGUACAGUUUAGCCGCAACAGGAAGUUCAUUGUCUCGGCAUCUCGUGACGGCACAGUUAGGGCAUAUGAUAUGAUGAGGUACCGUAACUUCCGCACAUUUGCUUCCCCACGACCAGCUCAAUUUGCCUGUGUGGCCAUGGAUUCAACAGGAGAGUUUGUGGCUGCAGGUGGCCAUGAUGUGUUCGAAAUUUACUUGUGGUCUAUGAAGAUAGGCCGACUGUUGGAGGUACUCACUGGCCAUGAGGGUCCAGUUGUGAGUGUUGCGUUCAGCCCUAGUCCUGCCAGCACUGCCCUUGCAUCAGUCAGCUGGGACAAGACGCUGAAGCUGUGGAAUGCCGUCGAGUCUGGCAGCAGCCAUGAGACUGUUCAGCUUACAGCAGACGGGUUGUGUGUGACAUACAGACCAGAUGGUGAGGAAGUCGCAGUGGCGACACUGGAUGGACAAAUCACAUUUUUUGACUGCAAGACCUCACAACAGACAGGCAGUAUUGAGGGUCGCAAUGACUUGGGCAGUGGGCGUUCAGACACGGAUCUCAUUACAGCCAAGAAGAGUCUUCAGGGAAAAGCAUUCACAAGUCUCUGUUAUACUGCAGAUGGCAGUUGUAUCUUAGCUGGUGGACAGUCAAAGAACGUCUGUAUAUAUAAUGUCGCCGAAGCUCUGCUGCUGAAGAAGUUCGAAAUCACGCAGAAUCGUUCAUUUGAUGCUGUUGAUGAUUUUAUAAACCGGCGUAAGAUGACAGAAUUUGGUAACAUGGCAUUGGUGGAGGAGCGAGAGGAACAGGAAGGUGGCAGCGUUGCAAUUAGUUUGCCGGGAGUGCGAUCUGGUGACAUGGCAGCUAGAGCGUUCAAACCUGAAGUGAGGGUGUACUGCUUGCAGUUCUCGCCUACAGGGCAGGAGUGGGCUGCUGCCACCACUGAGGGGUUGCUCAUAUACUCAUUAGAUACAAGCAUGGUGUUCGAUCCAUUUCUGUUGGAACAGAGCAUAACACCAGAUUCUGUAAGGAAAACUCUCCAAGAAGAGGAUUGGCCUAAAGCCCUGAUGAUGUCCAUCAGGUUGAAUGAACCAGAUCUGAUCCAGCAAGUGGUGGAGACCACGAGGCCUUCAGAUGUGGAAAUGACUGUUAGGUCACUUCCUAGGGUAUACUUGGAGCGUGCACUCAAAUUUGUGGCAUCAAGCCUGGAGUCCACAUGCCACAUUGAAUUCUACCUGAUUUGGGUGCAGCAUCUGGUGACGGUGUAUGGAUCCACAUUUCAGGCCAAUUCCAGGGAAGCUCAGGUGACACCCAUCCUGCUGACUCUGCAGAAGAAUCUGACAAAGAAGUAUGAGGAACUUGCAAAAAUAUGUGACUUCAAUAAGUACACACUUCAGUACCUUGCAAAGCUUGGAGAGAUGAAAAGUGCUAUGAAGGUGCCAGAGGAGAUGCACAUUGACAGUCUGACAGGUGCUGACGACGGAUGAUUCAGGCAGAGCGGCUGAAGGGCGUAUUUCUACAGUCAUCGUCGAUGUUCAGAAAAUUAAUGUAAUGUAAAAUAGAAUAAAUAUUUUAUACUUCA
Cryptotermes secundus is the source of this 2920-nucleotide messenger RNA. Its product is annotated as periodic tryptophan protein 2 homolog. Lineage: Eukaryota; Metazoa; Arthropoda; Insecta; Blattodea; Kalotermitidae. Gene Ontology annotation, biological process: maturation of SSU-rRNA from tricistronic rRNA transcript (SSU-rRNA, 5.8S rRNA, LSU-rRNA); ribosomal small subunit assembly. Gene Ontology annotation, molecular function: protein binding. Gene Ontology annotation, cellular component: small-subunit processome; Pwp2p-containing subcomplex of 90S preribosome. The record is from RefSeq and is a predicted model, not a curated record. Bases 99 to 2825 code for a protein of 908 amino acids. The transcript is spliced from 19 exons.